This is a messenger RNA of Cynoglossus semilaevis (tongue sole), 9110 nucleotides long. RefSeq names its product cugbp, Elav-like family member 2 (gene celf2). Gene Ontology annotation, molecular function: mRNA binding. Gene Ontology annotation, cellular component: nucleus. NCBI's taxonomy places the organism in Eukaryota, Metazoa, Chordata, Actinopteri, Pleuronectiformes, Cynoglossidae. The transcript is spliced from 14 exons. The coding region runs from base 1329 to 2918 and encodes 529 amino acids. The record is from RefSeq and is a predicted model, not a curated record.
UGCUGCUGCUGCUGUCGCCAUGUCUAACGGACACAAAUGAACAGUUAUGAUCAGGGAAUAAAGAUGCAGUCGGCAGUAAAACACUGUGGACCUAAACACUGACAUUAAUUCAUUUAUCUCCCUUUUGAACUUUAUUUUAUAUUUAAAGCUCCUUUAACUUUGAGUUCUAUAUUUCUUUAGCUUAAUUUCUAACCUUUUCAUAUCAUAUUUAUUUCUUUUCAUGAUGUCCUUUUAUUUCUUUUCUUUGAAAAAAUUACAUAUUUUUUUAAAUUUUUUUUUUACUUUAAAUUUUACAUGAUCUAUUUCCCAGGUCUUUUACCUCCAUCAUAUUGUACUUUAUUCGUAUAUUAGUAUUAUUUCUGUUUUCAAAUCUCUCAUAUUACAUUAAUAUUAAAAAUCACUCUUAAACAUCUCCCUCUAAAUCCUUUCCUCUGUUCAUGUUUGAUUUUUUUUAUUAAUUUUUUGUGUGUUGUUUUUUUUCCUGCUGGUUCUGUAACCUUUAGUAUUGCAUCAUUUUCAUUGUAAGCCUCACACACUUUCCCCCUUUUAUUCUCUUCAUCUGUUUUACAUUUUUAUUUUUUCUUCCAAGCUUUUCGUUGUUUUAUUUCUUUCAGUCAUGUAUCACCUCUUCUGUCAGCCAUCACUUCUCUUCCACGUCUUUCAAAAAAUCCUCGUGUAUUUUUUUUUACAUCGCGUAAAUCCGUUCAUUUCGGACAAAAUGAUGUCAUUUUCUAUCAAACUCUGGCAUAUUGUGUUUGCGUUGCGUUUUUUAAAUAAGAAAGGACUUUUUUUGGUUUACACAUAACUUCUCCGUCACGGAGGCUACCGAAGUUAAAAAGAAAAGAAAUAAAUAGAUGAAUCUUUUAAUGGUUUUGAACAGAAUCCGAUAAAUAAGCUGCUCGCGCUCCUCGAUAGAAGCGACUUAGGUAGAAAAACAAGAAGUGAGAAAAGGAGAAGAAGGAGGAGGAGGAAACAUACAGAGAGAGAGACAGACAGAGAGAGAGAGAGAGAGAGAGAGAGAGCAGUGACAGCGCUACUUCUUCUUUCCCUCCAUCAUCAUCAUCAUCACUCUGAACAAACCAGGAGCUCAGUCUCUUUAGCUUUAGACGCUGUCUCCACAGCCGGACUUUAACUCUUCUUUACGCCGCUUUUUUCCCCUCCCCAACAUUUAAACCUCGUUUUUUCACCUUCCUUCUUUCUCCUUCUCCUCUUCCUUUUUCCUCCUUCUCCUCUUCUUCCUGUUCCUCCUCUUCCUCCCUGUCCCGCUGCCGCUGCUGCUGCUGCCGCCGCUGCUGCUGCUGUUGUUGUUCAGCCGCUCGAAAAAAAAAAUGGUUUCUAUAAUUUCAGACCUGGACCCUCUGAAAAGCUGGAACGUGUUAAGGCAGGACGCCGGCGACCUCUCUGGACCGUUACAAAGUAAUGGCACGGCUGGGAAGAUGAACGGGGCACUGGAACAUUCAGACCAGCCAGACCCUGAUGCCAUCAAGAUGUUUGUGGGCCAGAUUCCUCGCUCCUGGUCCGAGAAGGAGCUGAAGGAGCUGUUCGAACCGUACGGAGCCGUUUACCAGAUCAACAUCCUCCGAGAUCGCAGCCAGAAUCCUCCUCAGAGUAAAGGCUGCUGUUUUGUCACAUUUUACACCAGGAAAUCUGCCCUUGAAGCCCAGAAUGCACUGCACAACAUAAAGACCUUAACAGGGAACCACCACCCAAUUCAAAUGAAACCUGCAGACAGUGAGAAAUCUAACGCCGUGGAAGACAGGAAGCUGUUCAUCGGAAUGGUGUCAAAAAAGUGUAACGAGAACGACAUCAGAGUGAUGUUCUCAGCUUUCGGACAGAUUGAGGAAUGUCGGAUCCUGCGAGGACCAGAUGGGCUCAGCAGAGGAUGUGCGUUUGUUACGUUUUCCACCAGAGCUAUGGCACAGAAUGCAAUCAAAGCCAUGCACCAGUCUCAGACUAUGGAGGGCUGCUCGUCCCCCAUCGUAGUCAAAUUCGCAGACACACAGAAGGAUAAGGAGCAGCGUCGUCUGCAGCAGCAGCUGGCGCAGCAGAUGCAGCAGCUCAACAGCGCCACCACCUGGGGAAGUCUGACUGGUUUGGGUGGCCUCACUCCGCAGUAUUUAGCAUUGCUUCAACAGGCCACCACCACCGGGAACCUGGGAGCCUUCAGUGGGAUCCAGCAGAUGGCUGGUAUGAGUGCUCUGCAGUUGCAGAACUUGGCCACUUUAGCGGCGGCAGCAGCGGCGGCCCAAAACUCAGCCAGUCCCUCCACAGCAAACCCCCUGUCCUCUAACGCCGCCUCCCUGGGAGCGUUGGCAAGUCCAGCAGGUACCACAGGCAACUCCAGUGCCGGGGCCAUGAACUCUCUGACGUCUCUGGGCACCCUGCAGGGCCUGGCAGGGGCCACUGUGGGCCUCAACAACAUUAAUGCACUAGCAGGUAGCAUCAACAUUGCUCAAAUGCUCUCAGGUAUGGCGGCUCUAAACGGAGGCCUGGGCGGCGCAGCACUCACCAAUGGCACGGCGGGAACCAUGGACGCACUGACGCAGGCUUACUCAGGGAUCCAGCAGUACGCCGCCGCAGCGCUGCCCACCCUCUACAGUCAAUCCCUACUUCAGCAGCAAGGGGCCGCCGGUAGCCAAAAAGAGGGUCCAGAAGGUGCCAACCUGUUCAUCUAUCACCUGCCACAGGAGUUUGGAGACCAGGACAUCCUGCAGAUGUUCAUGCCUUUCGGAAACGUGGUCUCAGCCAAAGUCUUUAUCGACAAACAGACAAACCUUAGCAAGUGCUUUGGCUUCGUCAGCUACGACAAUCCAGUGUCGGCGCAGGCGGCAAUCCAGGCCAUGAACGGCUUCCAGAUCGGCAUGAAGCGGCUGAAGGUGCAGCUGAAGCGCUCAAAGAACGACAGCAAACCGUACUGAUCUUAGCGCUUAGGCUCUUUCUGCUUACCAUGUUAGCACUGCUAGGGUAAGUCCCCCCCAACCAAAAAAAAAAGUAAAAACUGUUUGUUUUUUCUUAAAAAAAAAACAAAAAAAAAACAACAACAACAGAAGCAGCAGAAAAAAACGAGCCACGACUUACGUUUCUACAGAAUCUGGUGUGAAAAGGGAGGGAGCGAACGAGGGAGGGAGGCGGGGAGGGGGAGACAACCUACAACCACAUGCCGUCUUUUGAAUUUUUUCAUGUUAGAUUUCAGGUUUUAUUAUUUAUGACAUUUUUAACACACAUAAACACUUCCAUUACUGUCUUUACUUUGUGCAUUUUUUAACAGCUUUUAUUAUUUAAAAAAAAGAUAAUGAUUUGGGUGAUUAUGUAUACAUUUUUACAGGACAGGUUACAACCUGAACAGAAUAGAGCCAUGAGAUAUAUAUAUAUAUAUAUAUUUUCUUUCCCACAAUGUGAACCCAAGGUUUGUCUUUAUUAGGUAUUAUAACUCUUUUGUUUUGUUAUGCUGAUAUGCACAUUUGCCCUUUGACGUCUGCGCUGUUACCCGCAGGCCGUGCUGCUUUUUCACACAAAAAAAACAAACCCUAUCUGCCUGUUGGCUUCCCGCAAGCAAAGGCUGCAAAAAAAAGUGGCCUCUUUGACAGCAUUUAUUUAUAUAACUAUUCAUAUUGUUAGUUGUAGUUACACUCCUCCAUCACAAAGAUACACUCAGCUCAGUCUAUGUAUUAAUAUGAAGGAAAAGAAAAUGUUUAUAUGACAGAAAAUUAAAGAAAUUCUAUAUUGCUAACUACUUUUCUGUUGAUGCCGAAAUUACAUUUAAAAUGCUACGGUUUUGAGAGUAUCAUUAUCAUAUGAGUUAUACUAGGGAGGGCGCCACUGAGAGUACUUGGUGUUCAUUUGGUUUGAAGGUUUUAAAAAAAAAAAAAAAACCAAAAGGAUUCAAAUCAUGCUAAGUAUAGAAAAAGUCACAGGUCUGUAUUUUUUUUUUUUUUUUUGUAAAGAAAAAAAAGCAGUUCUAUUUUUCUAUAAAAUUUUUACUGCCUCAGCUGAUUUUUAAAAAAAGGAAAAAUUUAUUUAUUGCCUUUACUAUUAAAUCGUAUUGGACUAAUUUAUUCAACUUAAAUAGUAUUUAAUUCAAAUUUAGUUCCGCCAAGAAGUUGAAUUUCUUUUUCAUGUCAAUCACAUGUUUUUCAAACGAAAACGAAGCCUAUUCAAACACACGUGUUCAUCCAUCUCUCAUUUUUUCGUUUUUUUUGUUCCUCACGUUUUUGCUGUUUUUCUAUUCUUAGUGAAAUGUUUUUUUUUUGUUAUUACAGUAUUUGUUUGUUUGUAAACCUCACGAUCACGAUCUCUCAGCUUCAUUCAACUCCACUCUAUUAGACAUUUAUUUAAAAAAAAAAAAAAAAGGAAAUAAAUGAAAACCGUCAACCACUUUGUCCCAAAUGACUAAAUCCAUCUGGGACAUGAUGGAUGAAAUUUGGGUUGUUUUUAUUUUUUAAUGUUGUUUACAUGUAGACGAAUGAGUGAGUGAGUGUGUUUUGUUGCUCGUUAGGACGGAUAGAAUAUCACGCUACAGGGCAGGAACAGAAGGUUCCAGACUAAAAUGUUUGGGCUCCAAAUUAAAAAAAAAAAAAACCUCAAUCAAAGAUCUACCUUUCAAAGUAUUUUUCUUAGAGCAAGGAAGUUCAGCAAAAGUCUAGUUUUCAGUUAUUAAAAAAAAAAAAGCAAUUAUUUUGAGUCAUUUUGAAGAGUUACAUUUGAUGCUUGAUUUACUGAAAGGAUUUUGGAUUAUUCUUAGGCCUUCAAUUUCAGAAAAUAAUUUCUAUAACUGCUGUUUUUCUUUCCAAUUUAUUUUUAUAAAACGGGUAAAAGCAGAUAAUUAUGAUUUAUUACCAUGUUGUGCUCUCAUUUUUUUGUCCUAAUUUACUUGAUCUGCAAUUCAAUUUUAUUCUAGUUGUGUCUGACUAGUGCUUUUAAUUUGGUCACGAUAAAGUAAUCAGUGAGUGUUACUGACGAUUUUAAUACAUUUUACAGAUUUCUUUCAAGUUGAAUUAAACUAAAACAAGUGAGACAAAUGAAUAAAUCCAUAAAAAAAUGUCAUUAUAAAAUUACAUUUUUCUUUAUUAUCUUUCUGGAUAGAGUUUUACAAUAAAUAUGCGAUAUUAUUUUUAGGCUUGUGUUUCGUGUUGGCAUAAAAUGUCACGCUCUGUUUACUUUAAGUUAAAUGUAGAUUUUUACAAGAAAAAAUCUGGAGCCGUAACAAAAUCCAACUCAGAUUCAAAAACUGCCAGUAGACCAGUUUGUGUCGUCGUUGCUUCUUUGUUGUUUCCUGUUGUUUCCUGUUGUUGUUCCUCUUAAUUUUUUGAAAACGAAAAUUCUGUUGCUGUAGUGUUGUUGCGUGUUGUUCUCACUUUCUUUGUGUAACUUUUUCCUCUUCCCUGUUUUUUUUCUUUUUUCUCCCCUUUUAGAACAAAACCAUCUCCAUGCCUGUUAGCUCAUCGUUUGACUAGCAUGUCCCUGUGGUGUCCAAACAAACAAAACAAAACAAAAAAAUUUAUUCAAAAACAACAAAAAAACAAUACCCCAACCAAAAAGUGUCAUCGCCGUCCUUCUUCUUCUUCUACCCCGUUGUUUUUUUCCCCGAGAUCACCUGAUCAUAACCUGCUUCUCUUCCUUCUUCACCGCCUACUGACGUUUUUUUUGUUUUGUUUUUUCUCCGAUUUUUUUAAGAAUAUUUUUCGCUUUUACCUUGGGUUUUUUUGUGUGUUUUUUGUUGGUGUAAAGUUUUUUAGCAUGUGACCUCAUUUGGACUUUUUUUUUUGGAAAGAGCGUUGACGUGAGGAAGGAAAACGAAUCAAUGUGAAAAUUAUAUAAAGCUGCAUUCUUAUGAAAAAACCAAGACUUUUAUGAAUUUAUACGGGGAAAAAAAGUGUUCUUUUUGAAGGAGAAAAAACCUGUGGCAGAGCGACUUCCAUUAGUCUGUUUUCUUGACUUUUAUUUUCUCUUUUUAUGUCCUUUUUUGUUUGUUUGUUUGUUUCUCUUUUUUUGUUUGUUUUUUUAAUUUAAAGUAAACUUGAAAGUUCACAUCAGGAAUUGGCGCAUCACUUCGCUUCUGGUAACGAUGAGGUUAAAAAAAAUUUAAAAGAAAAGACGUCACGUACACGAACCAGAAGCGGUCAGCGCCAGUUUCUCUGAGAAAUAAGACUACUUCCAAACAGUUUUUUUGAAGAAAAAAAACUGUCUGAUUAUCAAUAUUAGACUCUUUCUCAGAGCUCUCUAAUGGUUUUUACAUUUUUCAGGCAGUGUAAAGUUUUUUGAUAAGGCCAUUUUAAGUGGCCCUGUUUCUCAUUCAAAGUCUAUAUAUAGAAUCACUUUUUUCUAGAGUAGUUUAAAGGUUAAAAAAAACAGGAAAAAAAAAACAUUUGCCCUGUUUGGUGGGGGAGAAAUGCUACCUACUUGUGUCACCUUUUUGCUGAACUGACUCACAGAUAGACAAUCCGUGGUUUAAAAUGCACAUGAUCAAAUGACCUAUAUUUUCUACUGUUUAAAUGUAUAGAGGUUAAAAGAAAAACUAAAAAGAAAAAAUUACUACGAUACCUGUAACCCGCAUUAAUGUCGGUGCUUCUUGUGAGUUUAGUUCAAGUCUAACAGUCUUAUAUGUCCGAUGUUUUCUUUUUCCAAGAAAAAAAAAAUCAGUUUACUUGAAUAAUAGAUGAAGCCUUUCACAUGACGAUAAUUGUUUCGGUUAUUUUUUCUUUUUUUCACUUCCUUUUUUAAAAAAGGAGGCCCAAUUUGCUCAAAAAAAAAAAUCUUGUUGGUUUAUUAGCUAUAUAAAAUUCUUAAAAAUAUAUAUAAAUAUAACUAUAUAUCUCUAUAUAUAUAUACAGUAUAUAUAUCAAUAUAUGAAAUGUCAGCUUGUGAAGCAUCAAUGUCAUUAUUAUUUUGUUUCUCUCGUGAGUUUUAAACAAUAUUUAGGUGUGUUUUGUUGUUUGGCAAAAAUGUCUUAUAAUAUAAAGAUUAAAAAAAAAAACCAGAUGAGAUCAGUGGAGUUUAGUGCCAAAUCCUGAAGGUACUUCCUGCCUAGCGCGUCAGUGUAUUUCUUGUGUAAUGAUUUGAUAAACAUGGGUAUUUUAUUAAUCAGUGUUUUGUAUUGAUCCUCAUAUUUAAAGUAUAGAUUUAAAAAAAAAAUGGAGUUUGUUAACUUGCUAUUCUGUGGUCUUGUUGCCUGAAAAUGUCAUGUUUGCUUUUCUUUUACUUCUUUGUAAAAUUGUACAAAAAGUGCCCAUGUGUCAUAUAUACAUAUAUAUACAUAUAUCUAUAUACACACACACAAACACACCGAUUGGUACAGACCUCACAACUUUUUCUUUGUUGCUACGUGAAGCCCCUGAGUGUGAUGACGCCUCUACAGCGACCCCUAUGGCCCACGCACACAUGUGCACAUGCACUCACGCACUGAUAUUUUUAGCCAUUGUACAGCCGUUGGACUCAUCAAAAGCCUUACCACUGAUCUUUGCACUGCUCUUUUCUUGCUGUAUUAGUAUCUCACAUAUACAAAUGCACGCACGCACUCACACACAGGCACAUGUGCGCAAAUGUCGGGCUUAUGUGAUGAGUGUUUGUCAUUGUUAGUGUGUGUUUUUAUUUUUCUGCUCUCGCGCUUUGUCACAGCUGCCACGUAAAAGUGAGACGCGAGAGUCACGUACGCUAAGCCUUACUCUCACUAAAUUUAGUGUCGUAGACAGCGCCGUUCGUGGUCUUGGUGGUGUCGUCAUCAUCAUCAUCAUCAUCAUCAUCAUCGUCGUCUCCAACGUUUGUAUUGCCCCAUAUUGACUAAAAUGUACUUGCUAGCUUUCAAGGUGUUAGCGCAGGGAAGGGUCAUAGACUUCAUAUAGUCGUAAAGAUGGACUAACAUUUAAAUGACGGCAAGAGAGCGACUCGGCGGGAUUAGGUCCUGAAAUGAAGCCACGUUACUCUUUACGAUGUCGGUAAAGAUUUGCGAUAAUUCUCUUCAGGUGUUCCGGUCCUCGUUUAAAUAUGACACCAAUGUCGUGGAUUACAAAUCCCUUUUUACGAAGUUAGACGACAGAAAAGUCAAACUUGAUUGACAGAAGGCUAGAAGAGUGCGUGUAAAUCUAAAAUAAUAGCUACGAGAACAGAGCCUUGUGGAACCUCAUUUUGCAUAUUGGUAAUUAGAAGGAAAACGUCGUUAAUAGACGUGCGUUCACAGCACAUUGAUGUCAUUAACGAUAAAAUCAAACUUAACUGUGUUAAUCUGGAAUAUUAUGGCUACGAGAACGGAGCCCUGUGGAACCUCGUAUUUUUGCAUAUUCUAAAUUCAACGGAAAACUUCGCUAAUAGACAUGUGCGUCCACAGCACAUUGAUGUCAUUAACGAUACAGUCAAACUUAACCACGUUAAUCUGGAAUAUUGUGAGUUCGAGGAUAGAGCCCUGCGGAUGUAUGUUCUUACACAUCUUAAUUUGACAAAGGCGAUUUCAGUAAGGUUUGAGCAAAUAGUACUGCACGUCAACGGUAUACAUGGUAUUAAUCAAGUUUACAAGGUUAUGAAUAUUAGGGACUUUUGUUACUUCAUAUUUUAACGCUAACUGCAGACAACAAAUUUUGUGAUUGUCGGAGCACGGCGGUACAAGGAGGUCUUUACACGUUUUAAAUUCAAGAGUCGACUUUAGUUUUUCUUGUAUAUACAGUCUACAGUCGAUGAGAUGAGUUUACUCACAAAGGUAAAAGCACACUCCAGUAUUCAUAACACAGGACGGUUCGGAAGCUAAUGUUCAUUCGUUAAUUUGACUCUUUAUGUUGUUAAAUUUAAAGAUGCGUAUAUUUCAUGGUUAAAUGGGCCAAAAUUGUGUUCCAAUGCCAAAGUGUGGUGAUGACAUUCUCACAGUCUGAACGUUUACAUGACACAAUGUUGUCAAGUCAAAAACAACUGCCCCCUGUCUUUUUAAACCUCGCCCCCUCCCUGAAAGUUUACGAUCUGCAAAAAAAAAAAAAAACAUGGAAAAAAAAACAUAAAAAAAAAAAUAAAAGAACCACAGGCAGCAUUAUUUUUUACAGAAGCUCACCACUGGCCUUAAACAGGGAGCCUCAUAUCAGUAUUUAAAAGAGUCAGAGAUGUUGUUGUCGGUCGUCACUUCUUACUUCUGU